Messenger RNA from Dicrocoelium dendriticum, 1711 nucleotides. Lineage: Eukaryota; Metazoa; Platyhelminthes; Trematoda; Plagiorchiida; Dicrocoeliidae. The record is from the annotation of a GenBank genome assembly.
AUUGGUCAUCGUCAUAGUAACCAAGUUCACAACGACCAUACAAAUGAUCUCGUUAGUGAGUGAAAAUGAACUACCGAUAAAAAUACCGCCGGAAUAUAUGCAGUAUGCUGAGAAGCACACCAUUUUUGAAAUGAUGCAGGCAAUAAAAACUGAUAAUCAGUUACCACCGUGUAGCGUCUCUUGCGUAUGUUAAUUAUUGAUCGACCCGAAGACCCGUUAUCAUACCUGAUAAGCUAUUUGGGAAAGGAAAUCAAAGAAUGUCCUUCUAUCGUUAUAUUUGGACCUACUGCUUCAGGAAAACAUUCAGUCGGUAAAAUGUUAGAACAAAGGUUUAAUUGCAUCACGAUCACUGAGGAAGAAGUAUAUGGGUUAUCGAGUGAAGGAAAGAAAGCAACCCCGAAACAACUGGCAGUUGCAUUGAAAAAGCGCUUGAAAGAAAUAGAUUGUGAGAAGAGGGGCUACGUGCUAAUUGGUUAUCCGACAAAUGAACGGCAAGCAAAAGCACUACUUUGGGAAGGAAUAUUUCCCGAACACGCAGGUAUAAUUCACAUGCACAUUUGGAAAGUGUGAACAUCACCUCAUUACUAACAGUAUUCCUUGACGCUCCGAUGCAAGCUCUGAUAGAACGAGAGAAUGGUAAUCGAGUAGACCCUAUCACAGGAGAACGUUACCACUUGAUUUCCAAGCCACCUCCGGAUGUGCAGACUGAGAAACGUUUGGUGUUAUCCCCCGAGUCUGCACCGGAACAGGUGCAGAUGCGAAUUGAAGCGUAUAACAGAGACGUUGUACUACUGGACCGAAUAUACACCAGGGUUGCUCGACACAUCAAUGCGAACCAACCGCUGACUGAUGUAUACGCAGCGGUACUAUCAUUCGUGACGCAGCCCCAUCGAAGCCUAGCUUUGAGGACACCUCGUGUCCUUCUGCUAGGCUACGUGGGAAGUGGCAGAAAGACACAGGCGGAACUGUUGUCCAAGAAAUACGGGUUGAUUUUGAUCAAUUGCAGUUUGCUCAUUAAGCAAGAGAUUGCCAAAUGUUCUCUCUUGGGCAAAGCUAUGAAGAGCUAUUCAACAAGAAAGUUACCAGUGCCGGAUGCAAUCGUUGCCGAAGCAGUGAAAAGCAGGUUGACCCAAUCCGAUUGUUCUAUGCGCGGUUGGGUUCUUCUCGGUUAUCCACGAACAAAGCAACAAGCCGAACUACUGGACUCCGAUGGUUUGUCUCCGAACCGUGUAUUCUCGUUGGACAUCCCACAGGUAUGCGCGGCUGAGCGUCUCACUGGGAGGCGUGUGGACCCGGUGACAGGUCAACAAUUCCACACUGCAUCGAAACCCAGCGAGCUCGAUUCUCCAGCUCGAAUGCUACAAAAUCCACAAGACCGUGAAUGUGUCAUCGGAUCAAAGUUGGCCCAAUACGCAGCACACCGGGAGGAGUUAUUGGAUCAUUACGGCAACAUGGUGAUCCAUGUGCAUGCGGACUUGGACUACCACACGGUAUUUGAGGAAAUUGAAGCCGGGUUGGUGAAUCCACUGCCGGUGGACUACCAUGGACGUCAAGAAGCGUAGCGAAUACGCUGAUUACUUCGGACGUAACACAUAGGGCCACCUCGAGGAGGGUUUGCUAGUUUAUGUUUCAUUUACCGAGAGCACACAAAAUAAACCAGUUUGAACAGACUCACUGAGGUUUUACCAUCUGUCUCCUGCACACGGUUACU